UUAUUUAAGAACACAGCUGGUUCCAUUGAAAAUCCAGAGUUGCAACCUAUAGCUGUCGAUGUAGCAAAAGAAUGCGCGGGUUUGCCCGGCUACAACUGAAAUCGCAAACCUCGACUAACGUAACAGGACUGACAACAAAUGUAUACUCAAGUCUGAAGUUGAGCUACGAACACUUGAAGGGAGUUGAAGUGAAGUCAUUUUUCUUGCUUUGUGGUUUAAUUUCUCAAAAUGAUAUCAGUAUUAGGGACUUGUUGAAAUAUGGUGUGGGUCUGCGAUUAUUUCAAGGAACUAAUACAUUGGAAGAGGCGAAAAAUAGAAUAGAUACAUUGGUUGACAACCUCAAAUCCUCAAAUUUUUUACUAGAAACUGGCCAUAAUGCAGUUGUUAGAAUGCAUGAUCUUGUUCGGAGUACUGCCAGAAAAAUUGCAUCCGAUCAACAUCAUGUGUUUACACUCCAGAAUACUACUGUAAGAGUGGAAGGAUGGCCAAGGAUAGAUGAACUCCAGAAGGUCACCUGGGUAAGUCUGCAUGACUGUGAUAUUCGUGAACUUCCAGAAGGGCUGGUAUGUCCAAAACUUGAACUUUUUGGAUGUUAUGAUGUAAACACCAAUUCGGCAAUGCAAAUCCCAAACAAUUUUUUUGAAGAGAUGAAGCAACUCAAAGUAUUAGAUUUAUCUCGAAUGGAACUUCCAUCGCUGCCCUUAUCAUGUCAUUGCCGUACAAAUCUUCGAACAUUAUGUUUGGAUGGAUGCAACUUGGGAGAGAUUGUUAUAAUUGCAGAGCUAAAGAAAUUAGAAAUUCUUAGCCUUAUGUAUUCUGAUAUUGAAAAGUUGCCCAGAGAAAUAGCACAGUUGACUCAUCUGAGGCUGUUCGAUUUGAAGGGUUCUUACAAACUAAAAGUAAUUCCACCAGAUGUCAUAUCAAGCUUGUCCCAAUUAGAGGAUUUGUGUAUGGAAAAUAGCUUUACUCAAUGGGAGGGGGAAGGAAAGAGUAAUGCUUGCCUUGCUGAGUUGAAACAUUUGUCUCACUUAACCUCUUUGGACAUACAAAUACCAGAUGCCAAGUUGCUGCCAAAAGACAUAGUCUUUGAUACCUUGGUGAGAUAUAGAAUAUUUGUAGGUGAUGUUUGGAGCUGGGGAGGAAUUUUGAAGCCAAUAAAACAUUGAAGCUCAACAAGUUCGAUACAAGCCUCCAUCUGGUGGAUGGUAUCAUCAAGUUGUUGAAGAGAACCGAAGAUCUACACUUGCGUGAAUUGUGUGGUGGUACUAAUGUUCUUUCCAAAUUAGAUGGGGAGGGUUUUUUAAAAUUAAAGCAUCUCAAUGUCGAAAGCAGUCCAGAGAUUCAAUAUAUUGUGAACUCGAUGGAUCUGACUCCAUCACAUGGUGCCUUUCCUGUUAUGGAGACAUUGUCUCUCAAUCAGCUGAUUAACUUACAAGAAGUAUGUCGUGGCCAAUUUCCAGCAGGGUCCUUUGGUUGCUUGAGAAAAGUGGAACUGAAAGAUUGCGAUGGCUUGAAAUUUCUCUUCUCGUUGUCUGUGGCUAGAUGCCUUUCCCGACUUGUAGAAAUAAAAGUAACUAGAUGCGAGAGUAUGGUUGAGAUGGUUUCCCAAGGAAGGAAAGAAAUAAAAGAAGAUACCGUUAAUGUGCCUCUGUUCCCUGAAUUGAGACACUUGACAUUAAAGGACUUACCCAAGCUCAGUAAUUUCUGCUUUGAGGAGAACCCGGUGCUCUCAAAGCCUGCAAGCACAAUUGUUGGUCCUAAUACACCACCUCUCAACCAACCGGAGAUCAGGGAUGGCCAACUUCUGCUUUCCUUGGGCGGCAACCUCCGGUCUCUCGUCUUGAAGAAUUGCAUGUCACUAUUGAAACUAUUCCCACUUAGUUUGUUACAGAAUUUGGAAGAACUAAUAGUGGAAAACUGUGGUCAGCUGGAACACGUAUUUGAUCUUGAAGAGCUAAAUGUUGAUGAUGGGCAUGUUGAGCUCCUCCCUAAAUUAGGAGAACUGAGGUUGAUUGGUCUACCAAAGUUGAGGCAUAUAUGCAACUGUGGCAGCUCCAAAAAUCAUUUCCUUUCUUCCAUGGCUUCUGCUCUUGUAGGCAAUAUCAUAUUCCCUAAAUUAAGCGAUAUUACACUGGAAUCUUUGCCCAACCUCACAAGCUUCGUCUCCCCUGGAUAUCAUUCCCUCCAAAGGCUUCACCAUGCAGACCUUGAUACCCCCUUCCCGGUGUUCUUUGAUGAAAGGGUUGCAUUUCCUAGCUUGGAGUUCUUAUAUAUCGAGGGACUGGAUAAUGUGAAAAAAAUAUGGCCCAACCAAAUUCCUCAACAUUCCUUCUCCAAACUAGAACAUGUGACUGUAUUAUCAUGUGGACAAUUGUUGAAUAUUUUUCCAUCUUGUAUGCUGAAAAGGUUACAGAGUCUACAGAUGCUGAUGGUAGAGGAUUGUAGUUCAUUAGAAGCGGUUUUUGAUGUGGAAGAGACAAAUGAAUGUGGAUUGUAGUUCAUUAGAGAAUACAAACGUAUUCCCUAAAAUAACUGAUCUCUCUCUCUCCAAUCUACCUCAACUCAGGAGUUUCUACCCGGGGGCACAUACUUCACAGUGGCCAUUGUUGGAACAACUGCAGGUGUUGGACUGUCAUAAACUCAAUGUAUUUGCAUUCGAAACUCCAACAUUCCAACAAAGACAUGGUGAGGGAAAUCUUGAUAUGCCCCUUUUCUUGCUCCCACAUGUUGCAUUCCCAAAUUUGGAGGAAUUAGAAUUGGGUCUCAACAGAGAUACAGAAAUAUGGCCAGAGCAAUUUCCAGUGGAUUCCUUUCCCAGACUAAGAGUUCUGUGUGUAUAUGACUAUAGAGAUAUUUUGGUUGUGAUUCCUUCCUUUAUGCUUCAAAUAUUACAUAAUCUAGAAAAACUAGAAGUGGGAGAAUGUAGUUCAGUCAAAGAGGUAUUCCAACUUGAAGGAUUUGACGAGGAAAAUCAAGCCAAGAGGCUUGGACGGUUAAGAGAAAUAAAGUUGGAUGAUCUUCCUGGGCUGACACAUUUGUGGAAGGAAAACUCAAAACCAGGCCUUGACUUGCAGGGUCUAGAGAGUCUUGAAGUGUUGGAUUGUGAAAAAUUGAUCAAUUUGGUACCAUCCUCAGUAUCUUUCCAAAAUCUAGCUACUCUAGAUGUGCAGUCUUGUGGUAGUCUGAGAAGUUUGAUAUCACCCUCGGUAGCUAAAAGUCUGGUAAAACUCAAAACACUCAAAAUAGGUGAAUCAGAUAUGAUGGAAGAAGUAGUUGCCAACGAAGGAGGGGAAGCAACAGAUGAGAUUACUUUCUACAAAUUACAACACAUGGAGCUUCUGUAUUUGCCAAACCUCACAAGCUUCAGUUCAGGUGGUUAUAUAUUCUCAUUCCCAUCCUUGGAGCAGAUGCUGGUGAAAGAAUGCCCCAAGAUGAAAAUGUUCUCACCAAGGCUAGAAAGAAUAAAAGUGGGAGAUGAUGAGUGGCCUUGUCAGCAUGAUCUGAAUACCACCAUCCAUAAUUCGUUUAUAAAUGCACAUGGUAAUGUUGAGGCUGAGAUUGUGGAAUUGGGAGCUAGUUCGGCAUUAUGAUUACAUCAUGUCUUGUUCUUGGGAAUGUUACUCUUUGGCUGGAUUGAUUCCAUGUUAAUGCAAUAUGUAUCACUCUAUCUCAAUCAAUUUGGUUAUAUUUUAGGUUUA
Molecule: messenger RNA, 3698 nt
Organism: Vitis riparia (riverbank grape)
Lineage: Eukaryota; Viridiplantae; Streptophyta; Magnoliopsida; Vitales; Vitaceae
Product: probable disease resistance protein At4g27220
Exons: 6
Coding region: 72-1166 (364 amino acids)
Source: RefSeq, a predicted model, not a curated record